Molecule: messenger RNA, 1350 nt
Organism: Dissoconium aciculare CBS 342.82
Lineage: Eukaryota; Fungi; Ascomycota; Dothideomycetes; Mycosphaerellales; Dissoconiaceae
Product: WD40 repeat-like protein
Exons: 3
Coding region: 1-1350 (449 amino acids)
Biological process (GO): protein localization to phagophore assembly site; autophagy of mitochondrion; protein lipidation
Cellular component (GO): phagophore assembly site membrane; fungal-type vacuole membrane; cytosol
Molecular function (GO): phosphatidylinositol-3,5-bisphosphate binding; protein binding; phosphatidylinositol-3-phosphate binding
Source: RefSeq, a predicted model, not a curated record
AUGGCGGGCCUCAAUUAUGUCACAUUCAACCAGGACCACAGUCUCCUCGCGGUUGCGACGACACGGGGUCUGCGUGUCUACAGCACCGACCCUUUCGAACUCACCAACCACUCCUCCGACGAUGACAUCUCCCUCGCGGAGCAACUCUUCUCGACAUCGCUCGUCGCCAUGAUCCUCACCCCGCGACUGUUGCGCAUUGUAAACACAAAGCGCGCCCAGAGACACUCGACCAUCUGCGAAUUGACCUUCCAUGGCAUGGUCGUGGCUGUCAAGAUGAAUCGGAAAAGAUUGGUGGUUAUGCUAGAGGAAGUCGCAUUCAUCUAUGACAUUAGCAACAUGAAAAUGCUUCACCAACAGACGUUACCGCUCAACCCGGCUGGCAUCGGUGCCAUUUCACCAAAUUCAGAGAACAAUUAUCUCGCCAUCCCACAUUAUCAAAAGACGACUCGAAGUGGAUACGCGCAACCUGCUCAUGUCCCCAAAUCAGCCACGAAUAAGGAACCCAUCAGUGGAGACAUCCUCCUCUACGAUCUGAAUAAGAUGGAAGAGGUCACCGUCAUCCAAGCGCAUCAGGCUCCCAUUUCCUUCAUCACCCUCAACAACGACGGCACUCUGAUGGCAACAUCUUCCGAAAAGGGCACCAUAAUCCGCGUCUUCUCCAUCCCCGACGGUCGGAAACUCUACCAAUUCCGCCGCGGGAGCAUGCCCGCACGCAUCUACAGUAUGAGUUUCAACGCGACCUCCACCCUCCUCUGCGUCUCCUCCGCCACGGAGACCGUCCACAUCUUCAAACUCGCACCCCCCGCCGGCGCCGCCAACACCAACGAUCCCACCUCCCGCUCCCGUCCCCUCUCGCCGACCUCUCCGCGCAAGUCAUCCUUCUUCUCCGACCGCAGCAGCAGCCCGCCCCCCUCCGGCAGUCUCUCCCCACCCACCUACGACAGCAACAACAACCCGGACAACGACAACGACCACCCCUCCACCUCCUCCAGCAGCAACAACAACAACAACAACAACAACAACAACAUGCCCGCCCAACCCCGCGCCCAGGGCCUCAUGUCCCUCAUGCGACGCACCUCCGCCAACAUGACCACCACCCUCGUCGGCCGCGCCGCCGGCUACCUGCCGGCCUCCGUGACGGAGAUCUGGGAGCCGCAGCGGGAUUUCGCCUGGGUGCGGGUGCCGCGGGCGUCGACGGCGGCGGCAGGCGGGGCCCCGGCGAGGUGUGUGGUCGCCAUGGCGCACCACGUGCCGCACGUGAUGGUGGCGACGAGCGAGGGGGAGUUCCUGGUGUACAGCGUGGACCUGGAGAAGGGCGGGGAGGGCGUGCUCGUGAAGCGGUUCGAGUGA